Messenger RNA from Salvelinus fontinalis (brook trout), 4426 nucleotides. Its product is annotated as single-minded homolog 1-A-like. The record is from RefSeq and is a predicted model, not a curated record. Bases 794 to 3154 code for a protein of 786 amino acids. The transcript is spliced from 12 exons. Lineage: Eukaryota; Metazoa; Chordata; Actinopteri; Salmoniformes; Salmonidae. Gene Ontology annotation, biological process: regulation of transcription by RNA polymerase II. Gene Ontology annotation, molecular function: DNA-binding transcription factor activity, RNA polymerase II-specific; protein dimerization activity; RNA polymerase II transcription regulatory region sequence-specific DNA binding.
UCGCCAGACAAAACAGUGACGUCCGUCCACAGUUUCCUCCAGGUUGAGCUCUCUCUGGGUCAGAAGUGAACGUUUCACACAAAUCCUACUUUCACUACGGUCUCGUGUGUGUUUCUUUCAAGAAUGUCCAAUGAGAAAGUCGGCCUCGAUGUCUUGCUACCCAAUAAGAACGCCAGUGGCAGUGGGCUGGUCCUGAGCAGCUCGAGAGCGAGAUUGAGAUAGUUUGGAGACGAGGUCUGGACAUGAAUUCCACUCCUCUAGCGUCCCUAAUUUAGAGAAGUGUAUGCAGUGAGGGGUCUGUGCGCCUUUCCACGUGGAAUUCCGAUAGGAGCUGGGACUGAACUAACUGGCUCGAGUGGUGAACUCGGUUCAGGACAGGUGGAAUCCCCUGCGGGCAUCGCGAGCGAAGUGAAGGUUAUGAGAUCUUUUCAUUCUCUGAGGGCAUGGAGGAAUGCCAGUCUUGGCAGUUUACACCGUGGACAGGCCUCUUCCCAUUCUAAGUGAGAAUUAAUGGCAUGUGCGUUCAAGAAAUUCUCCACACAAGACUAACACGGGAUAUCAAAUUAUCCAUUCGGCGCUUGGUUCGGUGAAGGAAUUCGGGAAUUUUCUGAAGUGCAUUGGAUUCAGUUUGUAACUGAGAAGUGUCGCAUGUUUUAGUUGAAAAAUAAAAGCCAAAACCAUGACAAAUAAACAAAACGGAAAUCUGUAAUCGUUUUUUGAUGGACCGAUAUGUGAGUAAAGUAAUGAUAUAGCCUAACAUUUAACAAAAGGAGGGAGAGAGAGAGAACACACAAUGAAGGAGAAAUCCAAAACUGCCGCAAGGACUAGACGAGAAAAGGAGAACAGUGAAUUCUAUGAACUGGCCAAAAUGUUGCCUUUACCCUCGGCUAUCACGUCGCAGCUGGACAAAGCCUCUAUAAUACGACUGACAACAAGUUAUCUGAAGAUGAGAAUUGUCUUUCCUCAGGGUUUGGGUGAGGCUUGGGGUCACACGAGUCGAACGAGAUCUUUGGACAAUGUAGGACGUGAGCUGGGAUCCCACCUUCUCCAGACACUGGAUGGCUUCAUCUUUGUUGUGGCGCCGGACGGAAAGAUCAUGUACAUCUCCGAGACUGCAUCAGUCCAUCUGGGACUCUCUCAGGUAGAGUUGACCGGGAACAGUAUUUACGAAUAUGUCCACCCCGCCGACCACGACGAAAUGACCGCAGUCCUGACGCCACAUCAGCCGUACCACUCGCAUUUCGUUCAAGAAUACGAGAUGGAGCGCUCUUUCUUCUUGAGGAUGAAAUGCGUGCUGGCGAAGAGAAACGCUGGCCUCACCAGCGGUGGAUAUAAGGUAAUUCACUGCAGCGGUUACCUGAAGAUCCGUCAGUACAGCCUGGACAUGUCGCCUUUCGACGGCUGCUACCAGAACGUGGGCCUUGUGGCGGUGGGACACUCUUUGCCUCCCAGCGCUGUGACGGAGAUUAAGCUGCACAGCAACAUGUUCAUGUUCAGAGCCAGCCUCGACAUGAAACUAAUCUUCCUUGACUCGAGGGUGGCAGAGCUGACAGGUUACGAGCCACAGGACCUCAUUGAGAAGACCCUGUACCACCACGUCCAUAGCUGUGACACCUUCCACCUACGCUGUGCCCACCACUUGUUGCUGGUGAAGGGCCAGGUGACAACUAAGUAUUACCGUUUCCUAGCCAAACAGGGGGGCUGGGUGUGGGUGCAGAGCUAUGCCACUAUCGUCCACAACAGCCGCUCCUCCAGACCCCACUGCAUCGUCAGCGUCAACUACGUCCUGACAGAUACUGAAUAUAAGGGAAUACAGCUGUCCUUGGACCAGAUGACCCCUAGCAAGCCAGCGUUCUCCUACAUCAGCCCUCCGAGCACUACAGACGAGAGGAAGGGCACCAAGCCCUGUGUAACACACACCAAGGCCAAAGUCAGAGUGUCCCCCUAUCCACAGCAGUUUUCAGCCUUUCACCCAGAGCGUUCCGAGUCCGACCAGGACAGCCAAUGGGGAGGUAGCCCGCUGACAGACUCUGCCUCGCCUCAGCUGCUUGACCAAGGGGAGGGAGCGGAGGGCGGUGCCUGCGCCUACAGACUCUACCCCGACUCCGGCUCCCUGUGCUACGGCCUGGCCCUCUCCGAGGAGGACCUAACGCACACCCACACCCCCGCCCAGCCUCACAUCCCCGCCUGCGACCGUGGUGCCCGCUGCCAAGCUGGUCGUUACUUCCUGGGUGCUGCUCCGCAGUCUGGACGAGAGGCCUGGUGGGAUGCCACGCGCUCUGUCCUCUCCCUGCCCAAGUCGUCUCUGGAGAACGGCGAGGGCUACGACCUCACUUCCUAUCACAGCCUGGUACAAGGAAGGGGCCACUGGGACGAGGAGAGCGUGGUCAGCUCGCCUGAAGGGGGCGGCGGCUCCACCAGUGACUCGGGUGAACGUUACCGCAACAGCACUGGCGGCGACCAUUUCCAGGCGAGCCCUCAGGAGCCCAGCAAGAUGGAAACACUGAUCCGUGUCACGCAGCAGAUGAUCAAGGAGGAGGAGAGCCGCCUGCAGCUGCACAAAGGGCCCCUGGACGCCCUGGGCCCAGUGGGGGGUCUCUCCAACAAGAGCCACAGACCCUGCUCCUUCACCCCCUCCUCCCUGCCCCUCCUCCAGACUGCCAUGCCCAGCGUCGUGUGUCGUGGCCCGGGAGUCGCCGACGGCAUCAACCUCACCCUCACCUCCGAGCGCCUCCAUCACUGCAACGACGGCGGAAAUGUUUUGGGUUCCCACGACAACGACGACAAAAACACGGCCAGCCCGGCCUCUCUGUCGCGCCUCAGCAGCCCCAGCUCCGACGGGAUCCCCAGGUCGGGCCUGUCCGUCUCCAAAGACUACCUGCAGAGCCAGACAGAUGUCUCGCCCCACCACCACCCCCCAGUGCAGCAGGGGAGCCCUCUGCUCUACCCUGCCCAGGAGAGGCAGCACCUGGACAGGCACGCGGCCUACGCCCUGACUGGCUACUCCCUGGACCACCUGUACGACGCGGAGAGCCUGAGGAGCUACUCUGGGCUGGCAGGAGCCCAGUACGGCAUGCUGCCCCACAUGAGGAUGCAGGCCGACCAGAUACAAGGACACAAGGGCACAUCGGUGAUCAUCACCAAUGGGAGCUGACCGUACAUGACUGACAUAAAGACAGACCAAUCCUAGCAUCUCAUUGAAGGAGUAAAUGUGGGACUUACAAACUUACUCCUCUUACAAUGCUGGACACUCACUGAAAACUUGAAUAGCCUUUCCACAGCAUCUCAGUUCAAUGCAAGGGGAGGAAUGAAAUUACCCAGAGGGCAACAUUUGGCAUGGAACGUCAUAAUGACGUCAGUUUCUGGUUGUAAACAUUUGUUGUUGUUGUUGUAGAGAUGGCAGAUUACAGUUAAACCUGCUUUUUUAUGAUAAUAACAUCAAGACAUAUGGGAAGGAUGUCAUAUUUUGUUUGCUAUUUCAUCAGGUAACCAGAUUACAAACAGUUAAAGAUGUAUUUUUCUGGUCAAUAAAAAGACAUUGAAACAAUGUUCUUUUAUAACCAGUAUACAACCUGACUAAGGCAUAACAAAAGCUGCCAGCCUGACAUUAUUGCAACUAUUUUGUUUGCUGGCUCUGGGCUCUAUUGGACUCUAUUGGGCUCAGUGAAGUGUGACAGAGAAGACCUGUGUUAUGGGGAAUAUCUUGACACUAAAAUCGGAUCAGACCCUAUUGUAAAAGAUAAACCCAAUGUUUUAGUCCCAACAUAGUGUCACGCACCAGUAACUAGGCCUACCGAAAUGAUCAUUUCCCAAGGUAGUAGACAAUGUGCAAUUCCAUUACAUGACCUCAAACCUGAGGUCACAAAAACUUCAAUGGAGGGUAAAAGUAGUUCUUUAUAAAAAAUACUCAUGUUUUUCUGUAUUUAAUUGUCAACAUGUUGAAUAUUUCUUUUCUUCUCAAUUAAAUGUCAUGUUUAAUGUCAAAGUAGAACAUUUGGUGGCAGGGUUGCUUUAGUUUCAAUGUUGGCCUUAUCUGUGCAUCCCAUUUGCCAAACGUCCCCCUCUUAGUAGAAGUCUUAAGGCGUGACAACAACAAAGUUUAUCACUUUAAACUUCUGGUGCUUCAUCAUGUGUUUCAAAUUGAAAAAAUUAUAUUGUUAUGUUCACUUUUCUUACCCCAAAAAAUAUGUAAAGUAUCUCUUGUGUAACUUUAUUUAUGAUGUAAAUAUGUUCAGAAAUUGCUUUCUUUUUUGGACAACAGGUUGUAAGUGUAUCUAUUAAAUGGGGAUAAAAAAUAUUUUGAUUCUAAAUACAGGUGCAAUCAAACCCUCUUUGAUGUCUUGGUUUUAUUCUGGGCUGUAAUGUGUUGGGGGACUUGGUUUGAUCAAACUGGGGUGGAUACAAGAGGGAAAAAGAACACUUUGAG